UCUAUAACCCUAUUUGCCUUAGAUCUCUAGGCAAAACUAACUGACUGUAAAAACUUGCCGCGUACUUCGAAAGUACCUUCAUAUUUCGUUAUGAACAAUUUCACUGAACCACCGAGCAACGGCAGCUUUGAAAGACUUGAAAAAGGCUUGGCCAUCUCUUUGAUUUCUAUCAACGCGUUGAGUUCCGUUGUAGCUUGCGUUUUGAAUUUCUUGAUCAUUGCAACUUUUAUCAAGACGUCAUCAAUGUGGACUCCCUCGUAUAUUCUUAUUGUUUCUUUAGCCUUCUCUGAUCUUGGUGUUGGGGCUCUGGUACAGCCGGUUUUUUGUGUUAACUUGUUUGCCACAAUGAAAGCAUGCCCAUCACUUUUUGAUAUGAGCUCUGACAUAACUCAAAAAAGCGGCUGGGUGCUCGUAUUUUCCUCUUUUCUCACGAUUACUGCCAUCACCAUCGACCGGUUCCUUGCUCUUAACUUGCACCUAAGAUAUCAAGAACUUGUUACAACGCAGAGAUCCCUUACUGCUGUAAUCUUUAUUUGGAUUUUAGGCUUGUCUGGUCUUCUCACUCAAUGGUUUCAUAUUGCCGAAAUAAUCUACCCUUCUGUUGUGGCUACUUUGGUUAUUCUGAACAUAACCCUAAUGGUGAAAAUUUCUCGAGCUGUAAGUAAACAUUCAGCAACCAUCCAUGCACAAGAGCAAGCAGUACAGGGAAGCUUGGACCUUCCAGGAUACAAGAAAACUGUGAACACAAUGUAUUAUAUCAUGGGUACGCUGGCAGUUUGUUAUGUUCCCGUCGUAAGCGAGAAAAUUAUAUCUUUCGUUAUAAAAAGGAGCGCUAUUGCGUGGUACCUAACAUACACAAUUAUGUUGAUAAACAGUGCUUUGAAUCCAGUCAUCUACUUCUGGAGAAUACAAGACAUGCGAAAUGCCCUGUUGCAGCUGUUUCGAACCAUGCCAUGUUGUCAACAGCAACAUUGA
Molecule: messenger RNA, 975 nt
Organism: Exaiptasia diaphana
Lineage: Eukaryota; Metazoa; Cnidaria; Anthozoa; Actiniaria; Aiptasiidae
Product: melanocyte-stimulating hormone receptor-like
Exons: 1
Coding region: 91-975 (294 amino acids)
Biological process (GO): G protein-coupled receptor signaling pathway
Cellular component (GO): membrane
Molecular function (GO): G protein-coupled receptor activity
Source: RefSeq, a predicted model, not a curated record